This is a messenger RNA of Leishmania mexicana MHOM/GT/2001/U1103, 1056 nucleotides long. RefSeq lists its product as hypothetical. NCBI's taxonomy places the organism in Eukaryota, Euglenozoa, Kinetoplastea, Trypanosomatida, Trypanosomatidae. Gene Ontology annotation, molecular function: catalytic activity. The record is from RefSeq and is a predicted model, not a curated record. The transcript has a single exon. Bases 1 to 1056 code for a protein of 351 amino acids.
AUGAGCCGCCGCCUCACUCAUCCAGGCGCAAGCUUUAACUUCUCCUUCCCUGGGGACACAGCGGAGCUCCACUCAACGACGGCAGACACGCACGCCAGCGGUGAUACGCCCGCAACCAGCAACAACCACGCGUACUUGCACAUCGUGGAGCGGGUACCUGGCGACUUCACCCCGAACAACAUGAUCUACCAUCAACUGCAGCGCUACCACCUUGCUCCUGCGCCAUCGACCACGACCGCGGAGGCGGGCGAAGGCGGAGCGGUGCUUGAUGCCUUCACGGCCCUUGUCACGGCUCUGCAACAGCAGCCUGCCCAGUCGCCGGAGGAGGUAUCAGCGGAGCUGUUGACCGCUGAAGACACAGCAUUCGCUGCCACCACGGCAGCGGAGAAGUUGCAGCGGGACCCGUUGGCAUCCAAGCCGGAUGCACAGGCGCAUGCUGCUGAGAACCUCCGUCAGAUGCAUGCCUACGCGGCCGCCUCAGUCGCAAGCACCACCCCUCCCACCAUUAUUCCCGAAAUCAAAGACGGGUAUCGCUUCAUUUUCUACCCCUUCCCCAUUUCGGCUGCCGUGAGCAUCCCGUAUUGCUCCCAGUACUUCUGCGUGCUCGUGAACCUGAAGCCCAUCGUGCCGAACCAUCUCAUGGUGGUGCCUAUUCGCUGCGUUGGCACGAUACACGGACUCACAGAGGAGGAGGUAGACGACUGGGGCGUCGUGAUGCGGUGCACUAUUCAGGUCCUCGAGCAUUUGCGUCGUCAGCGCUACAGUCAAGGAGGUGGUGCUUCCUCCGCCACCCCCGCUGUACCGCCUGUCGGGAACUACAGCAUUGCUGUGCAGCAAGGCCCGCUGGCGGGGCAGACGGUGGACCAUCUGCACGUGCAUGUCAUCCCCUUCGACCCCCAAGGAAAGCUGGCGGGGGAGCCAGAGACAGACGAGGCGGAGCAGCGGCGACGCCCGCCUCGGACACCGGCUGCCAUGCAAGCAGAGACGGAUGCACUGCGUCCCCUGUUCGCCAAGUACACCGCAGCCGCUGAGUCCUCGCCGACGGUCGGCUUGUGA